This is a messenger RNA of Phytomonas sp. Hart1, 306 nucleotides long. The record is from the annotation of a GenBank genome assembly. NCBI's taxonomy places the organism in Eukaryota, Euglenozoa, Kinetoplastea, Trypanosomatida, Trypanosomatidae.
AUGUUCUUACUAGUGAAGCUAGCGCACGCGGAUAACUUUGCGCUGAACGUUGAUGUCUCCCCCCUCUCUGACGAUGUGCCGAAAUCCGCAGCGCCAAAUAUGUUGGCAUCGGCACUGGGCACGGUUCUGGGCGACAACCCUGCUUGCACUGUCCUUAAUUGCUAUGAAUGCGACCCAACGGAUGGCAACAAGUGUACGCGCUGCAGUCUUGGGUAUACACUGAGUACUCGAAGCACAGCUUGCGUGCAUCCUAAGAUGCUUCUCCAGUCUCAGUACCCUUGUAUGUGGGAGUUCUAUCUGUGCUAG